AUGAUACCGCAAAGUGAAAAUAACCCUUUGGCCAAGGAUACUUACGUCGAGGAAUCUCAGUUUUCUGAGCACUGCGGCCAGAGUCGUUGUGGUCAGAACCAAACUGCCUUCGAGGUCUACCAAAGAAUCGUGCACCGAUUGCAAGCUAAUACACAAGAAAGUGACUACAAAGCUAAUGAUAGCGAGCUACAAAAGCAGAUUUGGCUAGCCAGCUUUACGGGAAGGCCCAUACAAUAUCAAAGUUAGCUGAAUAACCUUUGUUUAUAUAUUUAA
This is a messenger RNA of Drosophila takahashii, 273 nucleotides long. RefSeq names its product Ventrally-expressed protein D (gene VepD). Lineage: Eukaryota; Metazoa; Arthropoda; Insecta; Diptera; Drosophilidae. The record is from RefSeq and is a predicted model, not a curated record.